GCUCACUCACAUUCUCCCUCCAGCAACAGCAAUGAGAGCAGUCAGGGUUCAGUGAGCAAACUCGGGGAAAAGAUGGCGAGGGGCCCGGGAGUCACGGCACUCCUUGUGAACCUCUGCUGCAUCGUGAGGUUCAUUUCGGCGCAAGACGUUCUCACCUAUGCUUAUGGAGUGAAUGGGUUCAGUUUGCACCCGCCUUACUUUAAUCUGGCCGAGGGAACACAGAUCACAGCCACGGCCACUUGCGGAGAGGAUGAAAGUGAACGGCCGAUCGAGGAUCUGUAUUGCAAACUAGUCGGCGGGCCAGUAUCCGGUGACCCCAGCCAGACCAUCCAGGGCCAAUAUUGUGAUAUUUGCAAAGCAGGGAGUAACAAAGCACAUCCAAGCACCAAUGCCAUUGAUGGGACAGAACGCUGGUGGCAGAGUCCUCCUCUCUCUCGUGGCCUGGAGUACAAUGAAGUCAACGUUACUCUUGAUCUUGGCCAGCUCUUCCAUGUGGCUUACGUCCUCAUCAAAUUUGCAAAUUCUCCACGGCCAGACCUUUGGGUCCUUGAACGGUCUACAGACUUUGGAGAGAACUACCUCCCUUGGCAGUAUUUUGCCUCUUCCAAAAGAGAUUGCAUUGAGAAAUUUGGGCCAAAGACUGUGGAACGCAUUAUAAACGAUGAUGAUGCAAUCUGCACCACUGAAUAUUCACGUAUAGUGCCUCUGGAAAAUGGAGAGAUUGUAGUUUCCUUGGUAAAUGGACGACCUGGAGCCAUGAAUUUCUCCUAUUCUCCUGUCCUUCGUGACUUCACCAAAGCCACCAACAUCCGACUGCGGUUCCUCCGAACAAACACCCUCUUGGGGCAUUUGAUGGGCAAGGCAUUAAGGGACCCCACAGUCACACGGCGGUAUUACUACAGUAUCAAGGACAUCAGUAUAGGUGGGCGUUGUGUCUGUAAUGGUCACGCUGAUGCUUGUGAUGCAAAGGACCCAUCUAAUCCAUACCGGCUUCAGUGUGAUUGUCAACACAACACCUGUGGAGUGUCAUGUGAUCAUUGUUGCCCUGGAUACAAUCAGUUGCCUUGGAAACCUGCAACAACAGACAGUGCAAAUGAAUGUGAACCCUGCAAUUGUAAUGGUCAUGCAUCUGAAUGUGUGUAUGAUCCCGCAGUAGACCAGCGUCAAGGGAGCUUGAAUCGGCAUGGCCAAUACGAAGGAGGUGGUGUCUGUAUUGAUUGCCAGCACAACACUGCCGGGGUGAACUGUGAGCGUUGUGUGGAUGGAUAUUAUCGGGCCCCCAACGUUCCAGCUGAUUCUGUGGAUGCCUGUAUUCCUUGUAAUUGCGAUUCCGAGUUCACAGAAGGUACCUGUGAGGAUAACACAGGCCGCUGCUACUGCAAGUACAAUUACGCUGGUGAGAAUUGUGACCAGUGUGCCCCAGGAUAUUACGACUUCCCCAGCUGUCACCCAGCUUUGCCAGUGAAUCCCACACAAUCCACAGGGGCCUUGAUUCAUGUGGGUGAAAUAAUAAACUGUGACUGCAGUGCAGUGGGAACCCAGAACAAUGACUGCCAGCCAGACCCGCACACAGGGACCUGCAGCUGCAAGCCAAAUUUCACAGGCCGCUUCUGUAAUCAGUGUGUGCGUCAGCACUUUGGAGCAAGCUGCCAGCCCUGUCGCUGUUCUGGCCCUGGUGUUACCGACGGGAGCUGCAAUGAGGAGACAGGACAGUGCUUUUGUCGGCAAGGAUUUGAAGGUUUCUACUGCAACCAGUGUGCCCCAGGCUAUUUCAACUACCCACUUUGCCAAUUGUGUAGCUGCAGCAUUGCCGGAAGCCUGCCUGAAGUUUGCGAUCACUCUGGGCGUUGUCUGUGCAAGCCGGAAUUCGACGGGGCUCGCUGUGACCAGUGCGCUAUUGGCUUCCAUUCCUAUCCACAUUGCCAUGUUUGCUCAUGUGAUGAGCGUGGAUCAGUGAACAACCUCUGUGGUUCUACAGGCCAGUGCCAGUGCCUUCCCAGCUACUCAGGACCCACGUGCAACCAGUGUGCUCCAGGUUUCUAUGGACACCCCAGCUGCACACCUUGUCUGUGUACCUUGGAGGGCUCGUACAUUAACUCCUGCGACCAGGAAACGGGAGUGUGUAGUUGCCGUCCUUAUGUGACGGGAGUGCAUUGUGACACAUGUGUAGAAGGAGCUUAUGGUUUCCCAAAUUGUCGAGUGGCUUCCUGUGACCCAGCAGGUUCUAUAUCUCUCUCCACAAAUGAAGAAUCCUGUCAAUGUCGGAGAAAUGUCGAAGGUUCCGCCUGUGAUAAGUGCAAGCCUCUUUUUUGGAAUCUGUCACCAGAAAACCCUUGGGGAUGUUCCAGCUGUCAGUGCCAUAUUGAAGGUACAUUAAAUGGUGUAGCAGAAUGCUUGCAGAAUGAUGGCCAGUGUUACUGUAAGCCUAAUGUCUGCACACGCCAUUGUACAGCUUGUAAAGCAGGGUACUAUAACCUCAACGGCAGGCAUUAUUUUGGUUGCCAAGGUUGCCAGUGUGACAUAGGAGGCUCUGUGGGCAGCUUGAUGUGUGAUGAACAGUCAGGGAGUUGCCAAUGCAGACAGAAUAUUGAAGGACGCACAUGCAACCAAGCAAAGCCUGAUCAUUACUUCCCUGAUCUGCAUCAUCUGCGGUUUGAGAUCGAGGAUGGUACAACUCCUGACGGGAGAUCUGUUCGUUUUGGGUUUAAUCCACUUGAGUUUGAAAACUUUAGCUGGAGGGGUUAUGCACAGAUGUCUCCAAUUCAGCCUAAGGUAGUUGUGACUGUCAAUGUGACUUCCCCUGACCUGUUUCGCGUUGUCUUCCGCUUCGUGAACCGUGGACCCACUGAUGUGAAAGGAAUGGUCAUGGUCAGCGAAGUAAAUCUUGAUGCUUGUGGGAACUGUUCAGAACAGACUAAGCAGAUCAUAUUUGCUCCCAGUGCCGAACCAACCUUCGUCACCGUGCCACAGAAUACAUUUGUGGAACCUUUUGUUCUCAACCCUGGUUUGUGGUCAGUGGUCAUCGAAGCAGAGGAUAUCCUCUUGGAUUACCUGGUCCUUCUGCCCAGUGCUUACUAUGAAGCACCAAUCCUUCAGCUCAGAGUGACAGAACCCUGCACCUACACAGUCAGCCAUCAAGACACCAGUCAGAAUUGUUUGCUGUACAGACAUCUUUCCUUGGAUGGCUUUCCCUCACUGCAGGCUACUGAAGGAAUGUGUGCCAAUGAAAAUUACCUCCGCAGCCAGUGCCAAGUGAUACAGCCCACUCUGAGACAUCCACCAAUGGUUGUCCUUAAUGAUAAACAGGUCAAUGUACAAUUGGGAAUGAGGGUUCCACAUUCAGGCGCCUAUGUGGUACUGAUCGAAUACGCAACUGAGACGGAUCCAGGAAAAGGCCUCAGUGUUGUCAUAAAUGCUUUAGGAGGGCAAGACCAACACAUCACUAUUGAGCUCCAUAAUUGCAAAUACAGUUUUCUCUGCCAUGGAGUUGCAAUUGAUUCUUUGAAUCGUGUCGCUGUGUAUGAAUUAACAACUAGAGUUGAACUACAGAUUGUGGCAGACUCAGCCAAUGUUCUACUGCACAAGGUGUAUCUCAUACCCCAUGAACAAUUCACCAUGGAAUAUGUACUGCCAAGCGUAUAUUGCAUCAGCACUCAUGGAACAUUUGAACCAGACAGUGGUUCCUGCUCAUCGUCCAGGUUUCAAAAGCCAUCUCAGUCCAUUACAUUGACGCAAGGUGAAGUAUCCUCUGCUUCGACUCUACUGCACCUUUAUCCACCCAGAGCUCCUCCUGUGGAGAGGCCCUAUCGACCACAGCAGCCUCCCAUUCAACCACCCACCAUUGUGGCGACAGCUGACUUAAUCUUGCUUCGAUUCCCUCAGACUGUUGUCACCUUUGGUGGCCGUGUUCAGACUCUGGGUCGCUACAUCUUUGUGAUUCACUUCUACCAGCCAGAGCACCCUACCUUCGCUGCGGAGGUGCUGAUUAACGGAGGGCGGAUUUGGCAAGGUCAUGCCAAUGCUUCCUUCUGCCCCCAUGGGUAUGGAUGUCGUACUUCAAUCCUUUGUGAAAAUAAAAUUGUUCUGGACAUAACUGACAAUGAGGUGUCCAUUAUCAUUCGCAUUCCGGAUGGCAAGACUCUGUGGCUGACCUACAUUUUGAUUGUGCCAGAAGCUAGCUACAAUUCAAACUAUCUGGUGGAAGAACCUUUGGACAAGUCUUAUGAUUUCAUCAGCACCUGUGGAGCAAACAGUUUCUACAUCAACCCUUCCACUACCUCGAAAUUUUGCAAAGACUCCAUGGUAUCACUCUCUGCCUUUUACAAUAAUGGUGCCCUGCCUUGUUUGUGCCAUGAAGUGGGUGCCAUGAGCACUUCCUGUGACCCCUUUGGAGGGCAGUGCAACUGUCGACCGAACGUGAUUGGCCGUGACUGCUCCCGUUGUGCCAUUGGUUACUAUGGAUUCCCCAACUGCAGACCAUGUGACUGUGGCCGGCGUUUGUGUGAAGAGGUCACAGGUCACUGUAUCUGUCCCCCUCGGACCGUGCGCCCAGAAUGCAUCACCUGUGAGCCACAGACGUUUGGUUGCCACCCACUGAUCGGCUGUGAAGCGUGCAACUGCUCUCACUCGGGGAUUCAAGACACGACCAGACCAGAAUGUAACACUGAGAGCGGACAGUGCAGGUGCAAGCCUAACGUAGCUGGACGUCAGUGUGAUCGCUGUGCUCCUGGAUACUACCACUACCCAGACUGCGUGCCAUGUGACUGUAAUGAAGACGGAACAGAAGCUAGUGUUUGUGACUCGCUCACUGGCCAAUGCCAUUGCAAGGAAAAUGUGGAAGGCCCACGGUGUGACACCUGCCGUCUAGGAACCUUUUACUUGGAUCCAACCAAUCCCAAAGGCUGCACCAGCUGCUUCUGCUUCGGGGCUACAGAUCGCUGCCGGAUCUCUGACAAGCGAAGGGCUGCAUUUGUGGAUAUGGAUGGUUGGAAAUUGGUGAGUGGGGAUCGCCAAGAACUACCAGCAUCUCUCAACUCUGAAGAAAGAGAGGUUGAAGUGAAUCUUCGUGAUGUGACCGAUAUUUACCAAGAACUGUACUGGCAGGCGCCACUUCCCUACCUUGGAGACCAGGUUUCCUCGUACGGAGGGCACUUGAUGUACAAGCUUCGGUCUGAAGUUCUGCGUGGUGACAUCAUCUCUCUACCAGUCGAGGUUCGCCCUGAUGUGAUUCUGAAGGGAAACCAAAUGACCAUAAUGUAUGUAGCCAAGGAUUAUCCAGCACCUGGGCAGCUUCAUGAAAACCAGCUUCAGCUGGUGGAGAGUAACUUCAGGCAUUCACAAACACAUAACCCUGUGUCCAGAGAAGAAAUGAUGAUGGUGUUGGCCAGCCUGGAUGACCUACAGAUUCGAGCCCUUCACUCCCAAUUGGCCAAGCGUGUUGCCCUACGGAAUGUAAUCCUCGAGCAAGCUUCAAACUCGGGAGACGGGGAUGCUGCCAGCAAUGUGGAAAUCUGUCUCUGCCCAGCUAAUUAUGUAGGAGAUUCCUGUCAGGACUGUUCACCAGGUUAUUAUCGAGAUACAAAGGGCCUUUUCCUGGGUAAAUGUGUACCCUGUAAUUGCAAUGGCCAUUCUGACCAGUGCCUCGAUGGUUCUGGAAUAUGUGUAAAUUGCCAGCAUAACACAGAAGGAGACGACUGUGACCGCUGUAAGGCUGGGUUGGUUCAAAACGCCACUCUAGAAGCAGCUUCUCUCUGUGUACAGUGCCCAUGUCCCCUCAGUGUUUCUUCUAAUAACUUUGCAAAGGAUUGUGUUCAACGUGGAAGUCGUUUGCAGUGUCUCUGUAAACCAGGGUAUGCUGGCUUAAAUUGUGAAAGGUGUGCCCCAGGUUACUAUGGAAACCCAGUGGUUUUGGGAAGCCAAUGUCGGCCGUGCAAUUGUAAUGGCAACACGGACUCAAACAUGCUGUUCAGCAAUUGCGAUUCAUUGACAGGAGUCUGUCUGGGGUGCAUGCACAACACUGCUGGGCCUCACUGCGAACAUUGUGCCCCAGGUUUCUAUGGAGAUGCAUUGAUCGGCAAGAACUGUGCACCGUGCAGUUGUUCACCAUGUGGGACUAAGUCUUGUGACGACCGCACUGGUGAGUGUCGAUGUAAGCCUGGGGUGAUGGGACCACAGUGUGACCGCUGUGAGGCUGGAUAUUACGGAUACGACAGCUGUGCUGGUUGCAAGAGGUGUUCCUGCGGUGUGGCUUCCCAGAAUAAAAUCUGUGACCCCCAAAGUGGCCAGUGCCUGUGCCUUUCUGGUGUAAUCGGCCGCCAGUGUCGGCAGUGUUCCCCGGGAUACUGGAGCUACAGUUCGAGCGGUUGCCAAAGGUGUAACUGCAAUGGGGGACCCUGCAACCCUCGGACCGGAGAGUGUGUGUGUAACAAUGGGUUGGCAGGCAGGCAGUGUGAUACCUGUUUGCAGUUAUAUGAGAUCCCUGUCAUUGACGGAGUCGAUUCCAUGAAAUGUGAACCUUGUGAUAGUUGUGUAGUGGUUCUUUUGGAGGAUCUGAACAGGACAGCUGCAAUGCUGCCAGAAAUCAGAGGCCAGCUUUCAAAUGUGACUGCCAGUUCUAUUGCUUGGAAGCGAAUGAGUGCUUUGAACGACAGCUUAGGGCAGCUUGCGGAUGAACUGAGCAGAUACCGGGGAUCACAGGACCAAACCAAGGAUCAGACUGAUGAGCUGGAGACUGACAGCAUGAAUCUAACACAAGACUUGGAUGCAUUUGAAGAAAAGGCCACCGUGACAGACAAGAGGGUAGCAGCACUGAGGGAGAGUGUUGAUGGAACCCACAGGCAUGCUACUGGAUUGCUUAAUAAUAUCACAAGCAUCAGAGAGACCAUUUUAGAUCUGAUUGAACAGAUGAACAAAACACAGUUGGACACCAGCAUGCCAUCCACUGAAGAAUUUUUGGAGAAGACUGCCAAGGUUGAGAUGUUGCUAAGGGAAAUGAGGGCCCGCAAUUUCAGCAGUCAGCACGAUGUGGCCGAGCAAGAGAAAGAUGAAGCGAAGAAAUUACUUGAACUUGUCAAAGAGCAGCUGGAUAAACCUUUACAAGACCUGAGGGAUUUGAUCGACGGCAUCAACGAUAUGUUAAUAAAACAUAACUCUGAGUUGAUGGACCUAAGGGAUGCCCUUAAUGAAGCAGUUAACAAAACUGGACAAACAAAUGAAAAGAACAAAAUCAAUGAGCUUUUAUUGGCAGAGAACAAGCAAAAUGUGGAAGAUUUGGAGAAGCAACACAGGCAAGUCGUGGAAGUGCUAAAGAUGGCAAAGGAUGCCCUGCAACAGGUCUUGGAUUUCCUCCGCAUGUUGGACAAUGCAAAGGAGGAUUAUGAAAGGUUGGCUGCAGAGUUGGAUGGAGCCAAGAUGCCUCUCACUGAAAAAGUGAAAAAAUUCUCGCCAGCAAGCAACAAGAUCCCAAUUAUUGAGCAUACCGAGGAGCACGCCCGGUUCCUGGAUGAGCUGGCUAAGAACCUGUCCAAGGCAAUUGAAGACACCAACCAAGACGAAUUCAUUCAGCGAGCAGUGAAUGCCUCCAAUGCGUAUGCUGGUAUCAUUGAGGCAGUGGAGAGAGCCAAGGUUGCAGCAAAGGAGGCCAAUGAUGCAGCUAAGAAGGCUUUAGAGCAAGUUAUAGAUGAAGAUCUGGCUCGUCAAGCUGGAGGUUUGAAGAAGUCAGCCAGCCUGCUUGUGGAAGAGGCUAAAAAUGCCCAGAAAAAAUCAGACGAUGAAUUGAAGCCUGCACUGAAAGAAUCAAAGAAGCGGCUGAAUGAUGCAAAAGCCAAGAAGAACCAACUCCUCAAACAGCUGGAAUCGGUUCAAAAUAUGCUGAAAGAUAUCAAUAGAGGUGACGUAGCUGAUAACAUUGCCACAGCAAAGGAGCUAGCUGCUGCUGCAAACAGGACGGCUGUGGAUGUGCGGAACACUCUGGCUCCUAUGAAAGAAAACCUGGACCAAUGGAAAGAGAAAUAUGGGGGACUACCGACCGACAGCGAGGACUUUAACAAAACUCUGCAGGAAGCAAAUAAAUCUGUGGCAGCACUAAAUGAAACAAUCCCACUGCUACUGGAUAAACUAAAUAAGCUGGAAGUCCGGAAUCAAACUUCAAAUAUUUCUGCAAGUAUUGAUCGCAUUCGUGAACUAAUCUCACAGGCCAGAAGUGCAGCCAAUAAGGUGAAAGUACCAAUGAAAUUCAAUGGCACCACAGGAGUCCAGGUGAGAUCACCCAGCAAUCCAGAUGACCUAAAGGCAUAUACCUCGCUGUCGUUCUACAUCCAAAGAGACAAUGAGAAGAGGCAACCUGGUGACUCCGCCCAGUUCAUCCUGUACCUUGGAGGGCGGCAGAAUGACUAUGGGGAUUACAUGGGUGUGGCCAUGAAAAAUGAUGGACUGUUGUGGGUUUACAAACUGGGCAGUGAGGAGGCUACCCUUCAGACAGACUCAGAAGUCAGCAGCAACAGAUUUGACAUGGUCACACUGGAAAGGAUACUGCAAUUUGGGCGAAUCUCAUACGAAAUCUCUGAAGCAAGGGGCACAGUGAAUGAAGCCAGGCGAGAGGGGAUGGCGAAAGGCGAUAAUGCCUUACUCAAUCUAAACCCAGAAAAUGUGGUGUUCUAUGUUGGUGGCUACCCUCCUGAUUUCACUCCUCCUGAAUCGAUACGCUACCCCAGCUUUAAAGGGUGCAUCGAACUUGGAACUCUGAAUGAAGAAGUCAUCAGUCUGUACAAUCUGGUCCAAACAUUCCAUCUAAACACGACAGCUGAUGAACCUUGCAGGAGGUAUAAAUCCACUCAAGGUGCAGACAGUGACAGUUCUUACUUUGAUGGCACUGGUUAUGCCAAAAUUAAAAUGCCAGGCUCAUUUUCCUCAGUGUCUCGCUUUGAGCAGGAGGUUCGCAUUGCUUCAUAUAAUGGUAUCCUCUUCUUCAUGCAGGAGGAGGGAAAAUACCUCUGCUUAGCCAUCGAGAAUGGAAAGUUCGUCCUGUAUGUUGACUUAAACAAUCAACUAAAAAUUGAGCAUGGUAACAGUCAAAGCCAGAACUCUGUCAGUGAUGGACUACAGCAUCAGAUCCAGAUAAUUAUAGUGUUAAGCAAAAAGUUGAAGAUUUACGUGCGUGUGGACAGGAAAACUGUUGUUUCUUCUGAGCAGGAUUCACCACGACCUUCAAUUUCUGAAUACUAUCUUGGCGGUGUUCCUGUAGAAAUACUCCCAGAGAUUCUGAGGAACCGCUUCCCCACAGGUGGAUCUAUAAAAGGCUGCAUGCGAACGGUGAAGGCCCUGGACAAAAAUUUGGAUCUGAAGCGGGAGAAGACCAUUGGAGUCAGUUAUGGGUGCUCAUCUAACCUGCUGGUAUCACGCUCUGCUGAUUUCACAGGCCAGGGGUACAUGAGUCUGAUGCCUCAGAAUGUUCCUGCCCUUCGAGACAACUUCAUGUCAAGCUUUGCUUUCCAGACCCAGCAGCAAAACGCUCUGAUGUUUUACUAUGCCAUGACGGAAGGGAACUGUCAAGUCUCUUUGAAGCAGGGACUAGUGGCUGUUAAGGUGUUUAAUACUGAAGUUAAAAGUCAAACUCAGUAUACAGAUGGGAGCCUGCACUAUGUCUCCUUCCUUAUCAAGAAUGAACAGAUUAAAAUGGCCAUCGAUGAUCAGGAGAAACGGCAAUCAAAAAUAUCCAAGAGAAAGAAGCGCCAGCCUAGGGAGAUUGAGGAGGGGCAUCUUUAUCUGGGUGGUGCGCCAAGAACUGACCUGGGUGCCAACCUGACUGGCUGCAUUAGCAAUGUUUUCAUUUACCGUAAAGAUUCGACCCAGCAGUCAGUUAUGAAUCUCCAGAAGCAUAAAGUGAUGGUGGGAGCAGAGCUGAACAGCUGCCCCAGGGAAAAGCCACCCCAACAGAUCCGACUUCAGAGGAAGGAGAAACCCAGGCAGGCUACAACCAAGCUGAGGAGUAAACAGCAAAUGUCAGAAAGUUGCCGGUUGCCAAGGGAACCAGCUGCUGUCAGCAAUGCCCAAUAUUUCAGAGGUUCCCAUCUCAGCCGCUUGGAAUAUGACAACAUUCCAGAAUCCUUCCAUUUGAGGUCAAGUUUCUCCAUGGAAGUUCGCUGUAAUUCAUCCCAUGGGAUACUUUUCUAUGUAUCCAAUGAACAGGAAACCACCUUCAUGGCUCUCUUGCUUUCCAAAGGCCGUUUUGUCUUCAUGUUUUACAUCAAAGGGAAGAAACUACGUAUUGCAAGUAGAGAAAAGUAUAACGAUGGAUUGUGGCACACAAUAUUUUUCAGCAGAGACAGAAACCAAGGACAGUUGGUGAUCGACGGUCUACGAGCACAAACCCGGGACAUCUCAUUCACAGCUUCCUUGGACAUAAGAGCUCCAUUCUACGUAGGUGCAGUGCCGAAAGGAAAAGCGAGGAGGAUUGCUCAGGGCACUUCUGCUAGCAGGAUUAACGCAUGUAUCAGGAACUUCCAACUGAAUGGAAAACCAAUGGAACCUCCUUCGCGUGCUUACAAUGUCACACCUUGUUUUGAGGGAAGUCUCGAAGCAGGGACAUUUUUCUCCAGUGCAGGAGGCUACAUGAUUAUAGAUGAGUUUUUUGUACUUGACAAAGAGUAUGAACUAAUGUUUGAAGUGCGGCCCAGGAGUUUGUCGGGUAUAUUUUUCCAUGUUGGAAGAACACAAAGCCAUUACUUCAGUCUGUACACAGAAAAUGGAAAGGUUAUUGUGCAGUUGAAUAAUGGAGCUGGGGAAUUCUCUGCAUCAGUCACUCCAGAACAGUCUCUAUGUGACGGGCAGUGGCAUCGUAUAGCAGUUAUCAAAAGGAAAAACGUGAUACAAAUUGAUGUGGAUACUGAGCGUAGUUACACAGUGGGACCAUUGCAUGUUCCACGUACUAAUUCUAAACAGAUCUUUUAUGUGGGAGGCAUACCAGACACUGUGCAAAUUCCAAUGUUGUCUCCAAUACGUCACUCAUUUGUUGGCUGUGUAAAGAAUUUCUUAAUUAAUCAAAAUUCAGUACAGUUAAAUCAACCAAGAUCUAUACACGGUGGUGUUAUUACCAGCGGCUGCCCUUUAUUGUAAUCAGAAUGGAAAGAAUAAAACACUUUACCAAAUCUGUUAUGAUUUUCAAUCCACUUAUGCACUUAAAAUUUGUACUGUAUUUUGCUGCAAAUUUUUAUAAGCUAUUUUAAUAGCCUUUUUAUUUGGUAUUUUGGGAGGAAAAUAUUAAAGGGGUAAAACUUAUGCUGCAACACUGGUUUUACAUUUUAAGAUCCUGUUUUACAUUUGUAGCACUAUGUGCAGAACACUGGCACAUAAUCAAGUCAAAAUAAAACUUCCUAUACUGUGUGGCUUGUCCAUUUUGAAUCACUGUUUGCUCUGCAGAUUAAUUUCAUGCAAAGAAAAAGGACUGCAAUACUGCUGCUAUAAUUAACUGCAGAGUCUUUGGUGGAGGGAGAAGGACAACCAAAAUCAUGACAGUAGGUUGGAGAAAUGGAACUAAUUUAAAGUAUUCAGUUAUGUUGGAGAGUUAAAAUUCAAAUGCAGCAUUUGUCUUGCAGCAUCAUCUGCAAUUUAUAUCUUCAUACACCUUUAACAUUUGCCAUCUAUUAAUUUAUCUUUUUUUAAACAAAAUGAUUAUUAUAAGCUUAGAUCAUCCUCAAACAGCCAAUGAAGUGCUUCUGAUAGGUAAUCACUUUUCCAAGAAUGAAGCUUACCAAACAGUAUUAUUCCAGUAUUCUUUACAAGUAACCUAUAUAUAGAAUUGUUCAGGCCAUAAUUAAAAUCCUUGCAGUUUUCAGUAGCCUUUUAACAAGCAGUAGUGCACUAAUGGGGCAAGAAGAGAAACAGACUAUUUGCACUGGAGCUAAGCAUACAAAAAAAAUUGGAGCACUUACUCUGGCUGGAGAAUCAGUAACAAACGAAUACCCAAUUAAAAGUAACUAAAGGACACUGUAUAAAGAAUACAUAACUUGUAGAACAUUUACCAAUGGGCAUUCUGAAUUGUUCUGUUCUAACAGUCAGGUGUAUUAAACCACACUGUUGCACAGAAUUCUGAAACUCUGGAAUAAUUUAGACAUCAGCAGCACAUGCGCAAAAGAACUGAUUUUAAAAAUGCACUCUUACUUGAAGCAGUUCUCCAGGGCAAGGGCCCCCAAGGAUGAUUUCUUCAAAAGAAAAUCUGAACUAGCACAAGUCACAACAUCCAGAUUUAUAGUGUCAAAGGACAGUGUUCCUUUCAGGCAUUCAAAAACCAUUCAAAACUCCUUAGACACUUAAAAUACUCAAAGCAUUUAAAAAACAAAUCAACAUACUUACAAAGUCCUUUGCAGCCAUUCUUCCACUCCUUAUGCAGGAUCUUCAGACAAAUUCCUCACCAUACUUCUGAGGAAUUACUUAAACUUUUCACUUUCUUGCUGAAGUCUACUACCCAACCACAACCUGCUGCUCAGCAGCAAAUCACUGACAAACUUCAGGAUUACCACAUUUGCAAAUACAGGAAUCCUGCAGUCCCUGCCAAUUACAGAGGGUAAUGCUAAUAGCAGCAUCCUGUAACUUAGAGGCCACUUUGUACAAAUAAAAUUUAUUAAAAAAUUUAAAUAACUGACAUUAACAAAAUUCUCUUGCCCUAUAAAGAACCUUUAAUAGUGGUGAGUGAGUUUCAGGAUUAAUAGAAGACAACCACAAUUUACUAUUCUUUAGACUAAAUGCAUUAAUCAUUACAUUAACAUCUUUA
Pristis pectinata (smalltooth sawfish) is the source of this 12766-nucleotide messenger RNA. RefSeq names its product laminin, alpha 5 (gene lama5). Gene Ontology annotation, biological process: regulation of cell adhesion; regulation of embryonic development; cell adhesion. Lineage: Eukaryota; Metazoa; Chordata; Chondrichthyes; Rhinopristiformes; Pristidae. The record is from RefSeq and is a predicted model, not a curated record. Bases 73 to 11112 code for a protein of 3679 amino acids. Gene Ontology annotation, molecular function: signaling receptor binding. The transcript has 80 exons.